Molecule: messenger RNA, 1149 nt
Organism: Symbiodinium pilosum
Lineage: Eukaryota; Dinophyceae; Suessiales; Symbiodiniaceae
Source: the annotation of a GenBank genome assembly
AUGACAGGAGAAGGUGCCAUCAAGGUCCGAAAAGCCAACACAGAGCUACUCAUCCACGAGCAGAAGCGGAAGGUGGAGAAUGAGCUCAUCAAGCUUGAGGACGAGCUGAUGGAAGCUGGCAUGCCGGAAGCCGAAGUUCAGGCCGCCAUCGAGCGCGAGCGCAAGCACAUGCUCAAAGCCGUCGAGACCGGCUCGCUGCGUUACGACUCGGAGCUGGAGAAGAAGGAUUCUCACCAUCAGGCGAUGGAGAAAGAGAAGGAACUGCACAGGUUUGAAAAAGCCGUGGGCAUCGAUACGCGUUCGCGGAUUGUCGGCCAAGCCUUCGACCAGGAGCUUCAGGCACAGCUGAAGCUGGAAAGGAUGCAACAAAAGGCCGAGCAGGAGCAAAUGCGACUUGAAGCCCAGAAGAAAGCUGAGAAGGCUCAGGAGAGGGCCGAGAAGCUCAGGAAGAAGGCCGAAAAGGCCAAGAAGAAAGCAGAGGCGAAGUUGGAGAAACUAAAGGCCAAGCAGGAGAAGCAGAAGAUCAAGGAGGAGGAAAAGGCAGCGAAGCUCAAGGAGGAGCUCCGAGAGGCUGCUGUCAAGGAAGAGGAGGAGAUCAAGGAGCAGCCAAUAGAACGGCCUAAGAAGAAAGAGAUUGUGAUCGAGCCUCCAAAACCCCGAGAAAUGAGGGCGAAGGUGGAGCCUGAGGAUGAUCGAUGGCGGCCGGAUGGCAUGGAUAGCCGCAGGGAUCGGGAUGCGCACCGGCACCGCAAUGACAACCGGCGCAGAGAUGAUCGGCGCCGCGAGGAUGACCGGCGCCGUGAUGACGACCGGCGCAGAGGUCGCGCGCGAUCAGAGGAUAGCUACGAUGACGAUUCGGACUCGGACGACAGCAGCGACUCGGAUGAUUCCGAUGACAGCAGCGAUCACCGAGGUCGCGGGGGCGAACGCCGCAGAGAACGUGAGCCCCAGCGGCACCGUGAGCGAAGUCCAGAGCCUCGACCAGCCCGCCGGGAUCGUAGCGAGGAGGAGCGGCGCGACCGGCCAGAAAAACGGCGAGAGCGCGAGCCCUCCUCCGACGAAGAUCGUAACACACGUGAGCGGAAGCAAAAGCCAGCCGAGAAGGAAAAGGCGGCGGAGGAGAAGCCCAAGAAGUCAAAAGCGCCAGAG